This is a messenger RNA of Prorocentrum cordatum, 360 nucleotides long. The record is from the annotation of a GenBank genome assembly. NCBI's taxonomy places the organism in Eukaryota, Dinophyceae, Prorocentrales, Prorocentraceae.
AUGGCGGGGGAGGAGGCGGCGGAGGAGGCGGCCGAGGCGGCGGAGGAGGCUGACGCUGCGCGAUCGCAGCCCUCGGCAUCCCCGACCAGGGACGGGCUGCGGCCGUUGCGGCCGCUGGGGGCGCAGCCCGUGUCGGCGGCCUCGCUGCUGCUGGGCGGCAAGGCAGCCGGGCAGCGGCCUGCCUCGAUCGCGGCCCCGCUGUCCGCCGGCCCCCUGGAGGAGGAGAGCAGCGGCGGCGGCUCCGGCUGGAAGCUCACGGGGGCCACCGUGGGCGAGCAGGCGGCAUCGCCUUCGGAGCCGAAGCGGCGGCAGCACAUCUUCAUCUCGAGCCAGCCGGCAGGGUGUCAUUUUGCUUCGUAG